Molecule: messenger RNA, 2991 nt
Organism: Peronospora matthiolae
Lineage: Eukaryota; Oomycota; Peronosporomycetes; Peronosporales; Peronosporaceae
Source: the annotation of a GenBank genome assembly
AUGCCGCCUCCCCCCGACGGCCGUGGCUUGCCUCGUCUGCUCGUCCUCGGCGUCGUCUUCCACGCCGUCUACGUGCUCAGUAUCUUCGACGUUUACUUCACGUCCCCCGUGGUCCCACACAUUGAGAGCGUGGCUUACACGGCGUCGCCCCCGGCCGACCGCGUCGUGGUGUUUGUAGCCGACGGUUGUCGAGCAGACAAGCUCUUUAACACCACUACGUCGUCGUUCCUGCGCCGUAUUGUCCAGCAAACUGGCAGUUACGGCGUGUCGCAUACGCGUGUACCCACAGAGAGUCGGCCAGGGCACGUGGCGCUCUUUGCCGGUAUGUACGAAGACGUGAGCGCCGUUACAAGGGGCUGGACCGACAAUCCCGUGGACUUUGACUCGGUGUUCAACCAGAGUCGAGCAGCUUUUUUGUUUGGCAGUCCGGACAUUGUGCCGAUGUUUGCGCGGGACGUGCACCAUGCAGUUGAAGAGCAUUACGCCUCGGAGGCGGAAGAUUUUGCUACGCAGGACGCGUCUGCGCUGGACGUGUGGGUGUUCCGACACUUGGAGAGCCUUUUAGUGCGUGCACGAGGGGACGUACACUUAGCGAGCAAAUUGCGUCAACCUGGCGUGAUUGUGUUUUGUCACUACUUAGGCAUUGACUCCAAUGGUCACAGCUAUCGACCGCACUCGAAGGAAUAUCUGGACAAUGUCGCACUUGUGGAUACAUUAGUGGAAAACACGCACGACAUGGUCGAAGCCUUUUAUCACCACGAUGGACGCACGGCGUAUAUUCUGACAGCUGACCACGGGAUGGGGUCGAAAGGAGCGCAUGGGGAUGGCGACCCAGCAAAUACUCGGACGCCGUUGGUAGUAUGGGGAGCCGGAGUGCAGGGACCGCAAGAGGCGGAACAGCAUGCGAGGAAGUUUGAGAUUGACCUCCCCACACAGUCUCGUGCACAGGUUCAAGCGCAAUUGCAGGCACAAGAAGAGCAAGAGCAAGCAGCAGUCGAUGAAUGGGGCGACCUUGUUCAAUUUGUGAGGAAAGACGUGAUGCAGGCCGAUGUUGCACCGCUGAUCAGUGCACUAUUGGGACUGCCGUACCCACGUAAUUCGGUAGGAGUGCUGCCGUUUUCGUAUUUGACAAAGGGAGCGUAUCGGGCAAAUGCCGUCAAGUCAAAUGCCCAGCAGCUGUAUCUGCAUGCUUUGCGAAAGGAACAGGAGAAACAAUCGCAGACUUUAUUACGCUACGUACCGUACGGUCCGUUUCGUGAGCAUGUUCCUAAGCUCUUGCAGCAGCUUGCCGAUGCUUAUGACGUCAGUAUCAGUGCAAAUGGAAACGACGGUGAUGCUUCUGCACGGGUGGAGGUGUUGAGUCAGGAGCUGAUUGAGAUAUGUUUGGCGACUUUGGAGUACUUCCAGCGAUACGACUGGUUCUUCUUGCUUAGCGUUAUUGUUUCCGGAUACGUGGGAUGGAUCAUGGUACUAGGUGUCGCGUACCUCCACCCACGCGACUUUACUCUGAAGUGGCUACUUGGCGUUACUGGCAAACAGCCGGAUAUCAAGCUCGUCAUUCUGGUGAUUGCAGCUUUCGUGUACCUGGCCCUUGAAGGAUCACCUGCCACGUACUAUCUGUACAUGUCGUUCCCUCUGAUCUUUGGUGUUUUUGCGUGGAAUCACGUUCAUUUGAUGAAAGAAGUGUGUAUUUCCAAUGGAAAAGGUGCCGCAUCAUGGUCGGGCUGGAAGCGAUUUGCUGAGAUUGCGCUGAUUAUGCUGUGUCUUGAGCUUGUUGUUGCUGGGUAUGAACGCCGGGAGAUUUUUGGUGUGCUCUUUGCACUACUUGCAGCAUGGCCUUACGUCGGGAACACAUUAAGUGUAGAUGAGGAUCAUCGUCAUGGUGAAAGUGAGUGGAUUAGCUGCUUUCCGUCGCCGAGCCGUUGUUGGGUAGUCAGCUGUUUAUCCAUAUCGGUGUUUCCAUUUUUGCCCAGCGAGUAUGGUGAGCAUACUCUGUUGGUACAUGUGGGAGGCGUGUUGAUGAUGUCAUUCGGGGGGAUGGUGCUGGGCAUGGCAGAGCCCGAUCGAUACAAGUUGUGGACGAAUCGUUCCUUCACGCUAAGCGCUACUCCUGUAAUACUCUCGCUGAUUACUUUGCACGCCACGAUGCAGUAUUUGGACGGCGAUCGAAGCAAGCCGCCGUUUCUACUGACCGUGGCCAACUGGCUCUUGUCUGGUGUUCCGAUCGCGGUGCUGCUAAUUCGACUACAUUGGAGAACAAAAGAUGUGACCCGACCUGCGAGUACUGAGUCCGGUCGUCAAAAGCAGCAGGUUCUCCUCCAGGCUGACGUUGUCCGGUAUCUCAGACGACUUGUCGAGGUGAUGCUAGCUUUCGCGCCUUCGUUCAUUCUGCUGAGUAUUGCAUACGAAGUGUUGUUCUAUGUGGUGCUGUGCUGUGUGCUUGUGAACUGGUUGCUGUUGGAGGCCCAAGCUUCCUUACGGUAUUCAUCUUCCACGUGGCGUGAGGUGCAGCGUGCUUUUGUGUUCUUGCUGCUGAUCAAGAUUGCUUUCUUUGGUACGGGCAAUGUGGCUAGUAUGAGCAGUUUCGAGAUCUCCUCUACCUACCGAUUUGUGACGGUGUUUGCACCCUUCCUUAUGGGUGCGCUUUUGGUAGGCAAGAUCCUCAUUCCGUUUGUGGUGGUGGCGUGCACUUUUCACAUGAUCGUGCUCCUUCCGACACCUCCGCGGCCAUCUGAUGCGCAGAAACUCCGCUCACCUGCGACACGUUACUUUCUUCUCGUUGUGGCCAUGUCGGACGUGCUCGCGCUUCACUUUCUCUUUCUCGUCAAGAACGAAGGCAGCUGGAAGGAGAUUGGGAAUUCCAUCUCGAUGUUUGGCAUCGUGAAUGCACAAAUCGUGUUCGUCCCACUGCUGUUUUUGCUGGCGCGUGCAUUCGUCCGCGAUCUGGCACCAUUUUCCGAUGCCGUCUAUCAUGACAAGAAAACGUGGUGA